Plenodomus lingam JN3 is the source of this 5823-nucleotide messenger RNA. RefSeq lists its product as uncharacterized. The record is from RefSeq and is a predicted model, not a curated record. NCBI's taxonomy places the organism in Eukaryota, Fungi, Ascomycota, Dothideomycetes, Pleosporales, Leptosphaeriaceae.
AUGGUCAAGUCGUACAGCAAGUAUGAACAGACCGACGCGUUCGGUGUGGUCGCGACGGCCACCUCCAACAUGGUAUGGACUCCCGACGGUCUCGUCCAGCCUGGAUCCAGCCGGCAUGCGGGUGCUGGCCGCGCAUACGCCGCUGCCAACGAAGAAGUACUUUGCUGGGACGUGAAGAAGGGCGAACUGCUGAGCAGGUGGCGAGACAAUACCUGCACGGAAGAGGUCACUGUCAUAUGUCGGAGCGACAUCGACCAGGACGUUUUCGCUGUGGGCUAUGCGGACGGUAGCAUACGGAUCUGGGAUGCGCGCACGUCGACUGUCGUCAUCAGCUUCAACGGACACAAAUCAGCCGUCACAACAUUGACUUUUGACCAGACGGGAGUGCGCCUAGCCAGUGGUGCAAAAGAUACAGACAUUGUGAUAUGGGACCUAGUGUCCGAGACUGGCCUGUUCAAGUUGAGGGGGCACAAGGGCCAGAUCACCGGAUUGCACUUCAUACACCCUGGCGCGGCGCCUCAGGAAGAUGGUGGUGAGGUUCAAGACACGAACAUGGACACCGACCAGGCAUAUCUCCUCUCCACCAGUAAAGAUGCAUUGAUCAAGAUCUGGGACGUCACAACGCAACACUGCAUCGAGACUCACAUUGCACAGACCAAUGGGGAGUGCUGGGCAUUAGGAGUCCAGCCAGAUGGUAGCGGCUGCAUCACAGCAGGCAGUGAUGGUGAGCUGAAAGUAUGGGCCAUUGACUUGACUGGACUCCGCAAAGCAGCAACUACCAUCGGCGAUGCAACAGAACAAAGCUACCUCACAUCGAGAGGCCUGCUGUAUCGGACAGGAAAGGACAGAACGCAGGGAAUCUCUUUCCACAAUAAGUCCGGCUACAUUGCGGUGCACGGUGCAGAGAAGGCAGUCGAGCUUUGGCGAAUAAAGAGCGAAGAGGAAGUCCGGAAAGCGUUGAUCAGAAAGAGGAAGAGGAGGCGUGAAAAGGCAAAACACGAAACCAACGGCGAAGCACCUGAAGAUGUGGAUGGAGAGGAGAAAGUCCAUCUCGCAGACGCGGAAAUCAGUGACAUCAUCGUUCCAUAUGUCACUGUACGCACAGCGGGCAAGGUCAGAUCAGUGUCGUGGAUGCGUAUAAGAGGGAACAAGAAACUCCAACUAUUGGUUGGCACCAACAACAACCUCAUUGAAGUUUACGAAGUACCCACGAGAAGCAAAACCAAGUCAGACGAUGUGCCAGACUACAGCAGAACCUUGUCAGUGGAGCUUUCUGGCCAUAGAAACGACAUACGUGCAUUGGCACUCAGCUCAGACGACCGUAUGCUGGCAUCUGCAUCAAGUGGUGGCUUGAAAAUUUGGAACGUCAAGACGCAGAAUUGCCUGCGAACCUUGGAAUGUGGAUACGCCCUGUGCUGCGCCUUCUUACCUGGUGAUAAGAUCGUAGUGGUGGGCACAAAGGAUGGCGAUAUUGAACUAUACGAUAUUGCAGCCUCCUCUCUACUCGACAAGAUUCCAGCACACGAAGGCGCGGUUUGGACAAUGCAGGUCCAUCCGGAUGGAAAAUCACUCAUCACCGGUAGCGCAGAUAAGACUGUCAAAUUCUGGAACUUUGAGAUUGUACAGGAAGAGAUUCCUGGUACCAAGCGCACGACACCUCAGCUCAAGCUUAUACAGUCACGCAUACUAAAAGUUAAUGAUGACGUUUUGAGUAUCCACUUCUCCCCGGAUUCCAGACUGCUCGCCGUUGCAACUCUGGACAACACAGUCAAGGUAUUCUUUGUUGAUUCGCUUAAGCUAUUCCUCAACCUGUAUGGUCACAAGCUACCCGUCCUCAACAUGUCAAUAUCUAGUGACAGUAAACUCAUUGCAACAUGCUCGGCCGAUAAAAAUGUUCGAAUCUGGGGUCUUGAUUUUGGUGACUGUCACAAAGCCCUCUUCGGCCACGAAGACAGCAUCAUGCAAAUUUCUUUCAUCCCGCAUCCCGUUGACACCGAUGAACGACACAUCUUCUUCAGCGCCAGCAAAGACCGCACAAUCAAGAGCUGGGACGGCGAUAAAUUUGAGCAAAUCCAGAAGUUCAAGGGUCAUCAUGGCGAGAUUUGGGCCAUGACCGUCGCCCGAACAGGCGACUUCAUCGUCACAGCCAGUCACGACAAGAGCAUACGCAUUUGGACGCGGUCUGACGAACCAAUCUUUCUUGAAGAAGAGCGUGAGCGUGAAUUGGAAGACAUGUAUGAAAAAACACUCGCCACUUCUCUUGAAGAUGAAGACAACCUCAACGGUGACCGUGCCGAAGCAGUCGACGCAUCCAAACAGACUAUUAGCACCCUCACGGCCGGUGAGCGCAUUCAAGAAGCACUAGAUCUCGGCAUCGAAGACUUAGAAGUUGUUCGAGACUGGGAAGCGCAGCGCAGACUCAACCCAAAAAUGGCUCCACCGCAGCGGAAUCCGUUGUACCUUGCCUUGGGAAAUAUAUCAGCAGAACGCCACGUUCUCAACACCUUGUCCAAGAUACCUGCUGCACAACUCCAUGACGCGCUUCUCGUUCUUCCAUUCGCAUCACUACCCGCUCUUUUCACCUUCAUAGCCUUGUGGGUCCAGAAACAAUGGAAUGUCACUCUUACCUGCCGCGUCCUCUUCUUCAUGCUGAAGACGCAUCAGAAACAGAUUGUUGCGAGCCGGGAGCUGAAAACAGUGUUGGAAAACAUGAGAGCGGAGCUAAGGAAGACGUUAGUGGGGAAUAAAGAUCAGAUCGGAUUCAAUGUGGCUGCACUGAGGUAUGUGAGCGAAAGAGUCGAUGAGGCGAGGUUUGUGAGACUGGAGGAUAUGGAGGCAGAGGAGAAGGAGAGGAUUGGAGGGAGGAGGAAGAGGGCAUUGCUUGGCAUUGUGGGCGUAGGCUAUCAUCCUCUCUUACCACAGCCAUUUCCCUUUCCAAAUACACGUUUCUCUCUUUCAAUUCCCUCACCCACACCCGCCAACCUCACCAGGGCCGCCCGGCGUCCUUCACCCAGCAAGGAACUUCAGACUCAUGCCGUGACCGGCUCGUGUAUCACUAAGGCGAAGAGCAUGGACAGCAUCCAGCGUCUCAGCAAUGGGGUCAUCGACAUGGAUUCCAAGGGUGAGAGGGAGCUCGAACUCUUGGAACAGAACGCGAGGGACUCACCACUUCUGCGUUUGCCGGCCGAGAUCCGGAACCAGAUCUGGCAGUUGGCCCUCAGCGGUCAUACGCUCGAGAUUGGGAGUGAGGGCCUGAGGCCUCUCCCCAAGAUCAAGGGCAAAAAUUGCCCGAGGCAGUGCUUUGCACUCCUCCAGACCUGUUGCCAGGUGUACAUUGAGACGGCGUUGCUGCCAUACCAGGCUAACACCUUCGUGUUCAGCAAGUUCGCCGCACAGGCGAUGGAUCAGAUGAAGGGCUACGCCCACGACAGCAUCAAGCAGAUUCGUCUCGAGUGUGAGCCGUACUCACGCUGGGACAAUCGCGAGGACGAAGUGGGUGUUUUGGGCGUCUCCCUACGGGGUCUAUCUCGUGAGUUGAAGCAGGUAGUUGUGGUUGUGUCCACGGGUGCGAUCGAUGAGCAAGGUGAGAUUGCUAGUGACGUGGAGCAGGUGUCGCUCUUGCCAGUAACGCGUCUCACCUUCACCAACAGGUCUCUUCCUUUUCACCGUUUCCCCCCUCCACCUCCCAACAUCUGCAUCGGUACAACCACACCAGCAGCCAUGGCGCCCAAGAAAAGCGCAGCCAAAGAACUCCCAUCCAGCAAAGAACUCAUUGAUGCUCGGGUUGAGAAGUCCAAGCGCAAGUACAAGCCUGUCCGUCGCUUUGAGAACGGCAUAUUGGACGUUGAGCGCAAGAGUGGAAAGUACAGCAAGAUUACAAAGCAGAAUGCUCGGCCGCCUUUGCUUUGCCUGCCGUCUGAAAUUCGGACUCAGAUCUGGCAAUUGGCAUUAGUUGGGACAGAGCUGAACGCAUGGCUUCAUCAUGGGCGAAUCUGCACGGUAAAUCAAUACACACGUACAGACAAGAGCCGACAAGAGCCAAAGUAUAGCCUUGCCCUUCUACGCACAUGCCGCCAGAUCUACGCAGAGGCAAUAUGCUACCCCUACCAACGCAACAUGCUCAACAUCCUUGAUGGUCAACACAACAAAAAGACAAAGACAAAGGACUUACCCCAAUACGUGCGAGACAACAUCAUGGAACUCCAGUUCAGCAAGUGCCUGGAAUCACGUCGCUUGAGAAAAUCUGCAAGAUACUCUCGUCCACCUAUAACAAAGAUCUUCGGCAGUUUGAGACGUGUCGUUAAAAGAAUCUAUCUUCACGAGCCCAAGAGGGAUGGGCGUCUAUAUCGUUGGAUAGAAAUCACUGGGGAGGCCCGGCAAUUUUUAUUGGAUAUGUUCAUGAGGAAGUACAAAGAUAUUGAUGAGAUUGUCGCUGAUGCAUGUGCUUGUGAUCGAAUCGGGAUUGACCUUCUGAACGGUAAGAAGAGCAUUCCAAGAAGUAUAGGCAGCCCUAGCGAUUUGGUAUGGUAUAAACCGGAACAUCAGAGGGAAAUUGCCCAAUACCAAGUCUAUCUUGCAAUGUAUGCUGGCGAAAUGCUCUCUCAAUGGUUUUGUGACAAUGAGCUCAAUUGUAAACUUCAGUCUACUUCCUCCCGUCCAAACUUUCCAUCUUCCGGUCUCCACCAUCCUAUUCCCACACCCAAUCAUAUAUCUACAUCCCAAUCACAUACCCACACCCAAGCAGAUAACAUAGCCCCCAAAAGACACACGCCCUCAACUCAACCAAAACCUGGCCUAUCGUCCAGCUCCAUUGCAAUCAAGAAAAGGAAGCGCUACCCUCCCGUCCGACGAUUCGACAACGGCCUACUAAACGUCGAGCGUAAGAGCGGGAAAUACUUCAAAAUCUGCAAACAAAACAUCGCUUCCCCUCUUCUCCGUCUCCCCCCUGAAAUCCGGAACCAAAUCUGGCAGCUCGCCCUCGGUGGUAACAAGUUCUACAUAGACUAUAGGGCUACCAAGGUCAUGGUUGCCAAACCGACAGGUCCGGCCCCCAACACUUGUGGCGUGGCCCUCCUCCGAGCAUGCCGCCAGAUCUACGCGGAAGCCAUGCUGUAUCCUUACACUUACAAUUGCUUCUUCACCUACCCUAAAUCAUGCGUGUACUUGUUGCUUCGGCCACUGCCACCGACCGGCGUGAAUAUGAUUUGUGAUAUUCAUAUUGAGUUGAGGUACUGGCUGUUACAAGGCACUUUAGGUCUUCCUUUUAUGUCCUACCGCGUGGCUGACUUGGUGGAACGGUUGCCGCGGUUGAGACUUGUUGUUUUGGAUUUCUCAGUGAACUGUGCGAGGCUGCGUGCGGCCAUCGAACAGAGGUGGAGGAAGGAGAACAUCGAUCAGAGGAUCGAGAAGAGGCGGUACAUCGGAGAACAUAAGCUUCUUCGUGAUCAUUACAUGGAAGUCAACCAGAAGAAGUCAAUCAAGUCGCAACGCUCACAGAAAGUUACCCACGCUGGCCAUUCGGGCUGUCAGUUCGAGAACGGUAUGCUGAAGACCAAGCGCAUGACGCGUGACAAAGAUAACCCAGAUAUGGGAGCAUGUCCUCGGAGACAAAAUAUUCAGCAUCGAGCGUACAGCAAAUUUCCGCCACAGAAAUGUUGUAAAUCUCACAACCCAAUCGAUCCUGAGGACAAACCUGCUGACAGAUUUAUACGAAAGCGAAUAUACUACCAUAUCAUGCCAGUGUAUCCAAGAGUGCCAAAAUCACCUGCUUCGAUUGGUUCCGCAGACUUCAUUCCUUCGGACAGAACAGCAUUAAUCACAUGA